Messenger RNA from Linderina pennispora, 831 nucleotides. RefSeq names its product ribose 5-phosphate isomerase. Gene Ontology annotation, biological process: pentose-phosphate shunt, non-oxidative branch; D-ribose metabolic process. Gene Ontology annotation, molecular function: ribose-5-phosphate isomerase activity. Gene Ontology annotation, cellular component: intracellular membrane-bounded organelle. Lineage: Eukaryota; Fungi; Kickxellomycota; Kickxellomycetes; Kickxellales; Kickxellaceae. The transcript has 3 exons. The coding region runs from base 1 to 831 and encodes 276 amino acids. The record is from RefSeq and is a predicted model, not a curated record.
AUGAGCACUCUCAGCCUUGUUGAACAAGCCAAGCGCAGCGCCGCCUUUGCCGCCGUUGACAAGCACGUCACCCCGUCUGUCCGCGUCCUGGGCGUUGGCAGUGGAUCGACCGUCGUCUACGCUGCCGAGCGCCUGCUUGAGCUCAAGAACGAGGGCAAGCUGCACCCCGAGCUGCAGUGCGUGCCUACCAGCUUCCAGUCGAAGCAGCUUAUUAACGAGGCUGGCCUGCGCGCCGCCGACCUGGAUGACUUGGUCGAUGCCGACCCGUCGUCUACCACCUACACUGCCAUCGACGUUACUAUUGAUGGCGCCGACGAGGUCGAUGCUGAGCUGAAUGCCAUCAAGGGCGGCGGUGGCGCGCACCUGCGCGAGAAGCUGGUGGCCAAUGCCUCGGCAAAGCUGGUUCUGAUUGCGGACUACCGCAAGAACUCGCAGGUUCUUGGCCAGAACUGGGACAAGGGCAUUCCAGUUGAGGUCUCGCCUAUCGCCUGGCAGACCAUCAAGCGCCAGCUCGAGCGCCUGGUGCCGCGGUCGCGUGCUCUGGGCGUCCUGGCCACAUCCGAUGCCUUUGAGCUCAACCACCCGGUCGCCACGCUGCGCAAUGCGGUGCGCAAGGCCGGCCCUGUUGUCACGGACAACGGCAACUUCAUUCUGGAUGUCCAUGUCGGUAGGAUUCAUGAUCCGGUUGCGGUUGAGCAGCUGAUUAAGAUGGUUCCUGGCGUCGUCGAGGUUGGCGUGUUCAGCCGGAUGGCAUGCGAAGCGUGGUUCGGCAACGAGGAUGGGUCGGUCAGCAUGCGUAUCCCGCAGUCGGAGACCAAGAAGAAGGACUAG